AUGUCGUCGACACCAUCCACACAGUCGGCUCUCCAGGCAUCAGCCCUUCUACUAAAGAAGCAAGAUACACACGAGUAUCGUCAGACGACGUACCACGAUGGAAGCAAUGUGCAGAUCGCGGAAUCUCGUCGUCGCCGCUGGGCGGAUUGGAAGGUUGAACCACCAGUCCAGGGAUACACCGACUUCGUCCUAUACCCCAAAGCAGAUGAAGACUCAUACCCACAAAGCAGCUUUGAACACGUCUCGUCACAACCUCACCCCGCACCUCGAAGGAAAGUCGCGGAACGCAGCUCAGAGCUACACGUGACUUCCGCCAAGCGUUCGUCCAAAGUUAGAUCAAAGUCGGUGAUCCUUCAUGCCGAAGCAAAGUCGAGCGAAGGACUGCCUUUGAAGACGAAAGCAGCUAUGAAUUCGUCCGCAGGCCCCACACCUCCUCCGACACCUAGGCUGAGUCGGCUGUCGACACCAGAAUUCGACGAUAUGGAUGAGGCGCCCUUUUGUGGCUGUGGUGUGGAAGCGCAUGUCGUUAAGCGUUGCACAAAGUGCAGGAAGGAGGUCGGUCUCUGGUGA
This is a messenger RNA of Alternaria burnsii, 570 nucleotides long. RefSeq lists its product as uncharacterized. The coding region runs from base 1 to 570 and encodes 189 amino acids. The transcript has a single exon. Lineage: Eukaryota; Fungi; Ascomycota; Dothideomycetes; Pleosporales; Pleosporaceae. The record is from RefSeq and is a predicted model, not a curated record.